Molecule: messenger RNA, 1788 nt
Organism: Morus notabilis
Lineage: Eukaryota; Viridiplantae; Streptophyta; Magnoliopsida; Rosales; Moraceae
Product: metal tolerance protein C4
Exons: 13
Coding region: 145-1497 (450 amino acids)
Biological process (GO): transmembrane transport; zinc ion transport
Cellular component (GO): membrane
Molecular function (GO): monoatomic cation transmembrane transporter activity
Source: RefSeq, a predicted model, not a curated record
GGAAGAAAAUUUCCCUUUUCUCUUUCCACAACCAAAAGUCCAAACGCAGAAGAAUAAUAAUUAAAAAAAAAAAAAAAAAAAAGACAAAACGGAAAUGGAAUAGCAUUUAAACAAAGAAAGAAAGAGGGAAAGAAAAGGAAGAGAAUGCCUGUGCCGAGGAAAGCAAAGCCUUGCAUUUGCUUCCUCUCUCGCCUCUUCGGCAACAACCACCACUCUUCCUCUCCCAAUCCCACGCGAUUCCUACUCUUCCAUCGAAACGCCGCGUCGUUUUCAUCAUCAUCAUCAUCAUCUUCUUCUUCUUCACACGUCUUUGCAGCUGCCGAUUGUUCCAGACGCUUCGUCUUGCUCGGCCUGCUUUCGCCCAAUGCCGAUCGCCGCCGCCACCACCAUCUUCAGCUCUCCUUCCAUCGCAAUUUUUUCACCAGAGCUAAGCACGUGAAGAAGAUUGAAUUCAGUGAUCAUCACAGUCAGCGGGCAGUCACGACCGCGCUAUGGUGCAACUUCCUUGUUUUUUCUCUCAAGUUUGGGGUAUGGUUAGCGACCUCAAGCCAUGUCAUAUUGGCUGAAGUCAUUCACUCAGUCGCAGAUUUUGCAAAUCAGGCGCUUCUUGCGUACGGGCUGAGUAGCUCAAGGCGUGCACCAGAUGCUCUCCAUCCUUAUGGCUAUUCCAAGGAAAGAUUUGUUUGGUCUUUGAUAUCUGCUGUGGGCAUAUUUUGUCUUGGCUCCGGGGCUACCAUUGUUCAUGGAUUUCAGAACUUGUGGACUUCACAGCCCCCUGAAAAUAUUCAGUAUGCAGCUCUUGUGAUUGGUGGUUCCUUUAUUAUUGAAGGUGCUUCUCUUAUUGUUGCCAUACAAGCUGUCAAGAAAGGUGCAGCUGCUGAGGGAAUGAAAAUAAGAGACUAUGUUUGGCGAGGUCAUGAUCCCACUUCUGUUGCUGUCAUGACAGAGGAUGGAGCUGCUGUUACCGGUCUUGCUAUUGCUGCAGCAUCAUUGGUUGCAGUGAAUACCACAGGGAAUGCAAUUUAUGACCCCAUAGGUUCAAUCAUUGUUGGAAACCUCCUUGGAAUGGUCGCUAUAUUUCUGAUCCAGAGGAAUCGGCAUGCUUUAAUUGGUAGAGCAAUGGAUGACAAUGAUACACAGAAGGUUCUUCAUUUCUUAAAAAAUGAUCCGGUUGUAGAUGCUGUAUAUGAUUGCAAAAGUGAGGUGAUCGGACCUGGGUUCUUUAGAUUUAAGGCUGAAAUAGAUUUCAAUGGGGUGAGGGUGGUGCAAAAUUAUCUAAAUAGGACUGGUCGCGAUGAGUGGGCGAAUCAGUUCCGUGAAGCUGCAAAGGAAAACGAUGAUGCCGCACUACUCAAGAUCAUGUCAAAUUAUGGUGAGGAAGUGGUCACAGCUUUAGGAAGUGAAGUUGAUAGGUUAGAGAAAGAGAUCCAGUAUCUCGUUCCCGGCAUACGACAUGUUGAUAUUGAGGCUCACAAUCCAACGGACUUGUUCCCAUGAUUGACACUUUUGCUUGGUAUGUGCAAUUUUUUUUUUUUCAUGCGGUGAACUGGUUAUUGCCAAUCAUUUGAGCGUUAACAUGAAAGGGGUUUUCUUCUUUUUUUUUUAAUUUUAUUUUUUAAGUUGUGAGGGGAGUGUACAUUGUAUACAUGGAAUGUCGUCAUGGUGAAAUUCAUUUAGCAUUCAUCGUAUUUUCGUUGUUCAUUAUGUAGAGAUUUACUGUUACGAAAAGCAGCUCUUCUAUAUUUCUUUUGUUUUUUUGUUUUUGUUUUUUUUUUGGUACCUCUCCCA